This is a messenger RNA of Ziziphus jujuba (common jujube), 1912 nucleotides long. RefSeq names its product ankyrin repeat-containing protein BDA1. Gene Ontology annotation, molecular function: protein binding. The coding region runs from base 179 to 1540 and encodes 453 amino acids. NCBI's taxonomy places the organism in Eukaryota, Viridiplantae, Streptophyta, Magnoliopsida, Rosales, Rhamnaceae. The record is from RefSeq and is a predicted model, not a curated record. The transcript has 2 exons.
UUGCUAUUUGAAAUUAUGAACCAAAGAAAGCGAAACGCGUUCACUUUAGCUUGGCUUUCUAUAUAUCUAAACUUCCAUGGUUCAAGCCUACACUAAAUAAUAUACUAGUUUUUCCAAAGCUCCACUUUAGUUUCAGCAGCUUUAAUACUCCUGAUCAUCAUCAUAUUUGAGACCAAGAAUGGAGGAAAAUUUGAAGACUGCAGCCCAAAAUGGAGACAUCAAUAAGAUUUACAAAUUGCUUGGGGAGGAUCCAAACGUCCUGGAUUGCAUCGAUGAUGUUCCAUUUAUUGAUACUCCUUUGCAUAUAGCAGCUUCUUUUGGUCAUGUUCAGUUUGCGAGGGAGAUUAUGAGAUUAAAACCAUCAUUUGCUCGGAAACUAAACCAAGAUGGGUUUAGCCCCAUGCAUUUGGCCUUGCAGAAUGGUCAAACCAAGAUGGUUCUUGGAUUUCUAAACUGUGAAAGCGAUCUUGCUCGGGUUCAAGGGAGAGAGGGUAAAACUUCUCUUCAUUAUGUAGCUGAACAAGGAGAAGUUGAUCUCUUGACUGAAUUCUUAUCAGCUUGCCCUCAGAGUAUCCAAGAUGUGACCAUUCAAAAUGAGACUGCUUUGCAUAUUGCAGUGAAGAAUAGCCAUGUUGAUGCUCUUGAUUUCUUACUUGGAGGACUACGCCGAGCCUGCUAUCGAGGUUCUGACAUCCAAGAGAGAAAAAUUAUAAACUGGAAGGACGAUGAAGGGAACACUGUGCUCCACAUUGCAACCGCUAUGAAUCAAUCUCAGGCAGUGAGAUUGUUAAUAAGUAGUAAAAUUAAAGUAAAUGUCAAGAACUUAAUGGGUUUGACUGCUCUAGACCUCUCGGAUCCUAACAGCGGACAAGUUAGAGAAACUCUACUCAACGCUGGAGCUUUAAAUGCUCAAUCACUUCCCCAAGUUUCCAACGACUCCAGAGAUCAUCUGAGAUCAAGUCUGUCAUGCAAAGAAAGUACUGCAAUAUCUAUUUCUCGUUUCAAAAAGAAUACAAGUAAUGAUACACGCAGUGUGUUCCUAGUAGUUGCGGUGCUGAUUAUUACGGCCACUUUCCAGGUUGGACUAACCCCUCCUGCACAUGUUUUUCUGGACCUCAAUUUCGACAACAGCAAUAACAACAAUGCUCUGGACGUAACUCUUGUUAACACCACAAGUAGAAUUAAUACCACUGAAAUUCAGCUCAGUAAAAAUGAAGGGAGUUCAAAAGCAGACCAACUACGGACACUAAUUGCGUUCAUGUUAAGUUACUCAGACACCAUGUUGAACAGCGCAACUUUUUUUAGUGCCAUAAUGGCUCUCUAUUCGCUUCUCCCUGAUGGGGAAGUGAAUAAGAUGCUGUCAUUACCUCUGUUUAGUUUUGCUCUGUGCUUUAUGUCUUUUUCUCUAUACAGUAAUCCCGUACUAGUAAUCUUAUUAUUUUUAUUAUUGCCACUGUCAGAUCGAGUUUUUAAUAUUUGGGUGAUAGACUGGCUUAAAAUCUUCAACAGUUUUCGAAAAACACGAGGACAGAUUCAGUGAGAGAUAGUUAAAAUGAUUAGUGAGUGCUAUUCUAUUAUCUGUUUCUUGGUCCCAAUGUAUGAACAAGGUAGGAACCACAGAGUUGUGCUGUGUAUUCCUAAUGAUAUGAUCAAAUGUUGUAUUCUAUGGAAUAUUUUGGACAAAUACAGGUCGCGUAUUUGAAUACAAGAAAAGUUGUAGAAUUGCCUUGCAGAAUACAUAUGCAUAUCAUUAUUUUGUUUGGAUUUUGAUUUCCGGCGAAAAUCUGUGGCUGAAAAACCAUAAACUUUGAGAUAUCUGAAGAAUGCUAUAGAAUCAGACCCUUCCCUUGCUCUCCAUUCAUCCGAUGAGGGAACAUCAGUGCAACUGGAUGAGACAUUUGGCUGUCUUUUA